This is a messenger RNA of Scomber japonicus (chub mackerel), 1669 nucleotides long. It is a transcript of the gene fdx2, whose product is annotated as ferredoxin 2. Gene Ontology annotation, molecular function: 2 iron, 2 sulfur cluster binding. The transcript has 5 exons. The record is from RefSeq and is a predicted model, not a curated record. The coding region runs from base 1 to 591 and encodes 196 amino acids. Gene Ontology annotation, biological process: P450-containing electron transport chain; positive regulation of oxidoreductase activity. NCBI's taxonomy places the organism in Eukaryota, Metazoa, Chordata, Actinopteri, Scombriformes, Scombridae. Gene Ontology annotation, cellular component: mitochondrion.
AUGGCGGCCUCAGCUGCUGUCCGGUCGAGCAUGGGGCUGACUUUGAGACUUUCUCGAGUAAUACCGGACUGUAGCACAUGUCCGCUGUACAGGCUGAAGAGCUGUGGGAACGGCGCAACUAAUCAACAAAGGGGAGGCUCCAUCGAUAGUUUCCGAACGAUUAAUCGACAUUUGCAGACCAGUAUAGGUCUUUAUCACAGUGAGGAGGGGAGCUCCAACUCAGAGGACCCAGACGACGUGGUCAAUGUGGUGUAUAUAGAUCGGUCCGGCAAGAGGAUCCCUGUUAAGGCCAAAGUGGGAGACAAUGUUCUUUACCUGGCACACAAGCAUGGAAUUGAACUUGAAGGAGCCUGUGAGGCAUCGCUUGCCUGCUCAACUUGUCAGGUCUAUGUGAGUGAUGCUCAUUUUGACAAACUGCCAGAUCCUGAGGAGAGGGAGGAUGAUAUGUUGGACAUGGCGCCCAUGCUUCAGGAGAACUCCCGGCUGGGAUGCCAGAUCAUUCUCACUCCAGAACUUGACGGCAUCGAGCUGACCUUGCCCAAAGUCACCAGGAACUUCUAUGUGGAUGGCCAUGUUCCCACACCUCACUGAGAAGAAGCACAUAUGAUGGACGAAGGGGAUUGGAGCAAAAUGAGAGGGUGUCGCUGCGAGCUAGACACCAUGUGUGCUGGUUGAGUGAGGGGGCGACCACGAAGAGACGCAGAGCUAGGAUAGUAAAGUCCGUAGCAACUCCCAAGAUGUCUUGCCGACUGACAAUUUCCGCAGUUAACCAAUGACAGGACAGGGCUGCAGACAAUAUCAGGCAGUCAGACACAAGUCUCACUGAAGGUGAAAUUAAUGGUUACUUCCAAAAAAAACUGUGAUGUUUUAACUGACAGUGUAUUUAUUUAUGUGGAGUUUUCUCAGGCCAGCAUUUACACCAUUCAAUCUCACAGACUGUUCUUUGUUAAAACACCAGGGGAGGUCAGGGACAUUCAUGUUUUUGUUGCAGAGCAGUUUUCUUUUAACAAAGUCCUUUGUGUCAUUGAAUGGAACAUUCCUUGUUACAGCUCAUAUACGCACAAGUAUCACAUGUUCUUAUCAUUUCAGCCAAUCCAUAAUCAUCACCUUAAUUCACUUGAAAGGUAUUGUAUACAUAGCAUUAGCUUUAAUUGUCAUGUACCAAGUUCAUUUGUAGGUUUUAUGAUGGCUCAUCAACAUAGAGCAUACCGACUGUAGUUUCAGGCAACUCAGACAUGUACUGAAGCUCAGAGGGAGGGGGGAGUGAUUAACAAAGCAAAAUAUAAAAUUUAAAUCUUAACUUUUACUUACUAUAAACAAAAAACAAAUCCUAGGGCAUCAGCUGAUAAUCAUUUUCUUCAAGUGUUAGAUCAAAACUGACUUUGAUAAUUAUCACAAGGGGAAGAACAACAGUGCUGUUGAGACCCAGCUGUUUCUCUAUGGUGACUGAUUAAAGCUUGAUUUGUUAAUGUGGCUCAUUUGUGCUCACAUGGAAAGGAGAGGUGUCUGUUUUUGAAGCUGGUGGGCUUCAUGUUACUAUGGAAUGAGUUUACCACAUCUACCAUUUACAUAAGUCUACUGUACUUGUCCAACUUAUGCACAGAUGUAAGUGUAUAUAAUGCCUUUAGGAAUUACAAAUGUUUAAAGUUGUGCAAUAAAAUGCUUUUAA